AGUAGUAGAGCGUCAUCCUCUUCCACCAACGAGCCCACCGGAAGAUGUAUCUUUUAGGCACAGGAAUCCCAGACGACGCGUACUUCUCUGGCAAAUUGCACGAAUGUUCGGCCUGAGGAAUGCCCUUGUCAAUGGUGUGAAAGCUUUGAUUAGUCAAUUUGUACCAAAGCAUCAUGCACAUCCCCUCAUUGAGCGAUGCUGGGGCUCAAUUUCGAUCGUUGAUCAGAUUAUUCUCAAGACAUCAGAAGAAAUUUACCGACAUCAAGCCAAAGACAGUCCCAGCCGCAGUUCCUCGACAUAUAUAGUGAGACAUCUACCAAAUGAUGAGUAUAUGAAUCUGUAUUUACUGCAAGAUUUCGGCAUUUCAGUCACCUCCUGUGACUUUUGCGACAGCAAACACCGCUACACUAGUGUCGAAGACGCAAUCAAUCAUCUAAGAUUGGCACACCUUUCUGCACAAAGAAUGCACAGCAAGCAGAAUUUGGAAUUACUCAAGCAUUGGGUCACACCCACCACGGACGCAGAUAUGGAAAUUUCAACAGAACGUCUGCUCAAGUUGCUUGAAACACUAACUCGACGCGUGAACAAGUUAUUGUCAAGGGCGAUAGACAUGCGUCAGAGUGUCGCUAAUGGCUCACAGGAGCUAGACGAGGGGUAUCUUUUGCGCUCAACGUUGGUCACAGCUGCAGAAAAAAUCUUCCAAUUUUUGUAUUAUUCGGCACACAGUUUCAGUACUCUUCGCGAACAUGGGUUUGCACCAGCGGGGCCUGAACUUCUCGCUUCAUCUUCAGAGCAUGUUAAUGACGAAUCUGGUGCCGAGAUGUUCGCGACCCUCGCCGACCUCGCCAUGUCAAGAGCAAGGGACGACCUCUUAUUGAUGACUCAAACUGGAGAUAAUGGGAGGUCAAUGUUUCAUUUCAAAGCUCCACCGCAAUUCACGAUUUACCUGGGUCUUUACGAUCUCGUUAAAAGACCCCUCCUGUGGGACAUGUCAAUUAUGGAGCUGUAUAGGGAUCAUCUCUCUGCCUUGCGUUUCCAAGCCAGCCGCAAGCCUUCAAAGCGAAUUUUGCGCGAGCUAUAUCUCUUGGAUGAAGAGAUUGAAGUGGUAGAGUCUGUAUACAUGCAGCAACACAAGGCAGAGCAGGUUCUUUGUAAAGUUCUUAGCACUGAUGAAAUCAAACUAGUGUUCGAGGACCGAGAAAAAAGCAUAGAGAUUCUCUUUUCGCAAUUCCGCAAAGACUUAGAGAGAGCUACUAAAGCACUUCGACACAACAUCGAGAUUCUGGAAGAAGGCAACUCCAAAGCAAUCCUCAUUUUCACGCUGGUCACCAUAGUCUUCCUGCCUCUGUCAUUUAUCGCCUCAGUAUUCGGUAUGAACACUUCUGACAUACGGAACAUGGACAGUAGCCAGACGCUGUUUUGGGCAAUAGCACUUCCUGUAACGGCAUCCAUUGGUACACUAUCCUUGAUGGCAGCAUACGGACAAACAGCCAUUGUAAAUGGGGUUCACAGGUUCAAGGACGAUAUCAUGAUGAAACGGCCUACUUUCAGACCUCACCAGUUCAUUCGCAAUCGGAAUAAGCACGGGAUGGAUGAGGAGAGGGCGGAUAGACCCAACAAGGUUGCGACAACGCCAAGUAGACGUCGCCUAGACCCUCAGCACUCUGAUCCAUGGUUGCACAGCAAACGAUGGUCAAGCCGCAGACAGAAUCUAACGACUGGAAUGAGUGGUUCAAAUGGCAACCCAAUUCUGGUGCGGACUGCAACUGCUGGAAGUGUCUAUGGAAAAUCCAGGCAAAGGAGCGCACUGCCGACUUAGCGGGUGGCUCAAAGAUGGUCUGAAG
Molecule: messenger RNA, 1844 nt
Organism: Exserohilum turcica Et28A
Lineage: Eukaryota; Fungi; Ascomycota; Dothideomycetes; Pleosporales; Pleosporaceae
Exons: 4
Coding region: 104-1819 (571 amino acids)
Biological process (GO): transmembrane transport; metal ion transport
Cellular component (GO): membrane
Molecular function (GO): cobalt ion transmembrane transporter activity; magnesium ion binding; cobalt ion binding
Source: RefSeq, a predicted model, not a curated record